Procambarus clarkii (red swamp crayfish) is the source of this 1140-nucleotide messenger RNA. RefSeq names its product zinc finger protein 211-like. The record is from RefSeq and is a predicted model, not a curated record. NCBI's taxonomy places the organism in Eukaryota, Metazoa, Arthropoda, Malacostraca, Decapoda, Cambaridae.
AUGAUAGUGGAUUUGGGUAAUCAACUUCAGGAUGGUGGAGAGACUAGGAAGAGAUUCAGUCAGCCUGACAAGAUGGUGAAUAUGGAUGAAAAAACAUAUGAGUGUACUGAGUGUGGCAGAAAAUUUAUGGAACGUGGUGCUAUAAUACAACAUAUGGUAGUGCAUUUGGAUAAUCGACGUCACGAGUGUUCAGAAUGUGGGAAGAGAUUUAGACGUUUUGGAGAUAUGAAAACUCACCUGUCAGUGCAUUCCGGUGAUCGACCUCACGAGUGUCCAGAGUGCGGGAAGAGAUUCACUCGUCUUGGAAGUAUGAGAACGCACAUGGUGAUGCAUACAGAAGAAAGACCCUUCGAGUGUACCAAGUGUUGUAGAAAAUUUAAGGAAUCUAGAGCUAUGAUGCGGCAUAUGCUCCUGCAUUCGGGUCAUCGACCUCAUAGGUGUCGUCAGUGUGGGAUGAGAUUCAGUCGUCUUGGAGAUAUGAAGAUUCACAUGUCAGUGCAUACGGGUGAUCGACCUCACGAGUGUCCAGAGUGUGGGAAUAGAUUCAGUCAGCUUUACAGUAUGAAAAGGCACUGGUUAACACAUGAAGAAAGACCUUUUGAGUGUACCGAGUGUGACAAAAAAUUUAAGAACAGUGGAGCUAUAAUACAGCACAUGUUUGUGCAUUCAGUUGAUCGAUCUCGUGAGUGUCCAGAAUGUGGAAAGAAAUUCAAUCAUCUUGGACAUAUGAAGGUCCAUAUGUUAGUGCAUACAGGUGCUAGACCUUACCAGUGUGCAGUGUGUGCAAAAAGAUUCAAGCGUAAGGCCCAUUUAAAGCCUUACAUAAUCCAGAAGAAUAUCACUAGUAUGAAUCCCUGGAAGGCUAUUUUGCUGUCUCCGUACACUUUUCUACCAGAACCUCCUAAACACAGUAAUCACACUAACGUGACUGUAUCAUUGAGAAUCAGUGGUCUCAUUGGUCUAGAGCCCAAUCAAUUGUCUAGAUUAGAUGAUGUCAUGCAAGAGUCGGGUAUGGAGAUGCCAGGCGAUGUCAUUGUGCGCAUGGCAUUCGAGAUAUUCACACGUACCAGCUCUCAUCAAGAAUCAGGCAUGCUCACAUCAUCCAUACUUCUCGCGAAUUUCGUGAUUGAGGAACUAUAG